Molecule: messenger RNA, 1140 nt
Organism: Fonsecaea erecta
Lineage: Eukaryota; Fungi; Ascomycota; Eurotiomycetes; Chaetothyriales; Herpotrichiellaceae
Exons: 5
Coding region: 1-1140 (379 amino acids)
Source: RefSeq, a predicted model, not a curated record
AUGACUUCCAUCACUGGAGAUGGGCCUCGUUUCGCAACGGUGACAGACGACGACUAUGGCGGCGUGGUCUGGACCGUGUCGAUCCUCUGCGGCAUCUACUCGGUGUUGACCAUGACGUUGAGAGGCUACAUCAAACUGAGAACCUGGGGGUUUGACGACUGGUUAGCGGCGGCAGCGACUGUUAUGUCUCUGGCCCAAUACAUCGCCGUGUGGGUGGCGACGUCGAAGGGACUGGGCAGAUCCUACAAACACCUGACCGAAGCACAGGCGACAGCGGUUGGGAGGAGUGUUCUUGCCGGCGAAAUCUUCUUCAUUAUGUCGUUGACGUUGGCCAAAGCCUCGGUGACUUUGCUCAUCCGCCGACUCUUCUCCAUCAACAUGCAAAAACGGGCCUUGGUAUGCGACUUGUUCCUGGGUGUGUGUGCGAUAUGGGGUCUGGCGUCCAUUUUGAUCAUUGCCAUCGACUGCCCCCUGCUCUCCUUGAUGGGAUACCAUGGCCGGUUUUGCGCGAAUUUCGUUGCCCGCUGGGAAGCCAUUGGGAUUCUUGAUGCUGCCACCGAGGCCGUGAUGGUCGGCAUGGUUGUUUCUCUCCUCUGGGAUCUAAAAAUGAAGACGGGCAGAAAGGCCCAGAUCGUGGGCGCAUUCUCCUUCCGACUGGGGAUCCUCGCAUUCGCCGCUGUCCAUGUCUGGGAUCAGAAGAAUUUCACCGUGCGACCCAACACCGGCGUUCGACUCGCAGCGCCUAUUGUCUUCCAACAGAUCGAGCUGUGCUACUCUCUCCUCUCCUGCACGAUUCCCAACCUGAAAAGCUUCCUCCUCAACUUCGACACCACCAUCGGCAUGACCCUCGACCCGCUGACAACGAGAUCGCACGCCGUCACACAUCCUUACUCUGCGACGACAUCUUUUCGCAUGAAGUCGCUACGGUCUCGAAAUGGCGACAACCCCCCCGUUUCAAGAGAUGCACCACUCUUUCGACCAGACGCUGUUGAAUACACGGCCGCAAUCAGUCGAGCCAGUCCAGCCCAGAUGAACGAGGCGGCGUCGUCGAUUUCUCGAGACAACGGGUCGGACCGCAGCAAGGGCAGUCAGGAAAUGAUCAUCCGCAGAGAAGUGGCGUGGACUGUUCAUCAGGACUAA